GUUGAAGGCUCAGAAACAAAAACAGUCCAAAGCUAUAGGAAUUGAGCGGAGAGGGCAGCGAUUCGUACCCGGCCAGCUCUGUGAGGGCAGCAUAUAAUAUCCCAUCAAUGCAGCAAUAAGCGGUGCCGGGAGGCGAUGUGCCCAGCACUGUACAUUAUCUGAACCCGUUAUACCUGGCUAUUGGGUCACCAUGGCACUGGAGUGAGAGCACCCACAGCCUGGCAGCAGCAGCCCCUAUGUACAGACACUAAGGAACAAAACAGUUUUCAAGAUGAAGGAUUUGGUAGCCAUGGAUAACACCAGUAAUGAGGCCUUCAAGCUUCUGAAACAACUGAAUGUCUAUCUGGAGCAAGAAUAUAAGUACCAGCCUAAGGAGAAGGGCUUGAUUCUCAUAGAAUCCACAGCAGAGAAUGACCAUACUAUCUGUCCAAGAUUGAGAAAUGGGAAGGUUGAAGAUCUCUGGAGUCUAACAAACUUUUUUGCCCUUAGUAUGGAAACCUUUGUACUGUCUGUAAACAUACUGGACCGUUUCUUGGCAAUAAUGAAGGUGAAACCUAAGCACUUGUCCUGCAUUGGGGUCUGCUGCUUUCUGCUGGCUGCUCAGGUUGUUGAAGAAGAAUGCAAUAUUCCAUCCGUCCAUGAUAUCAUUCGUAUCAGCCAAUGUAAAUGCACUGUGUCAGACUUGAAACGAAUGGAGAAGAUAAUCUCUGAAAAACUGCACUUUGAAUUUCAAGCUACCACUGCCUUAACGUUUUUGCACUUGUACCACACAAUAGUCCUGUGCCAUUCCUCUGAGAGGAAAGAACUAUUGAAUCUUGAGAAAUUGGAAGCUCAGCUAAAAGCCUGCAACUGCCGACUUAUUUUUUCCAAAGCAAAGCCCUCAGUAUUAGCCCUGUGCCUUUUGACUAUUGAAGUGGAAACCUUAAAGUCACUGGAACUGUUUGAAAUUGCUCUGCGUGUCCAAAAACACUCAAAGGUUAAUGAUGCUGAUAUGUUGUACUGGAGGGAGCUGGUAUCUAAAUGCCUGGCAGAUUAUUCAUCUCCUGAAUGCUGCAAGCCUGAUCAUAAGAAACUUGUGUGGAUUGUGUCCAGACGCACUGCUCAGAACCUUCACAACAGUUACUAUAGUGUUCCGGAACUGCCUACUAUUCCUGAGUGUGGCUGCAUGAAUGAGAGUGAGAGUGAGGACUCGUGUGAAGAUAUGAGUAGCAGUGAAGAUUCACUAGGCACAUCGCCUCCCAGUGAUCUUGAGGCAUCUUUCUUCUUUGAUCACAAGCCAAAACUGAAGCGUCGCACACGUCACCUUUACCCUUUGUAACAAAGGGUGGAAAAUAAUUGUAUGCAUGCCAAGUAGUCUUAAUUUUGUGUGUGUAUUGUAUGAAGAUGUGGAAGAAAUGGUAGCUGCGUAGCUCACUUUUCAAACCUUUUAACUCUUACGGUUUGCCAAUGGGUUUUUUAAAUCUAAACAAAGUUUAAAUACUGUUGCAAAUAUAUUGCUAUGUUUUUUUUUUUGUUUGUUUGUUUUAAAUUCAAAAAAGCAGUUUUCUUACAAAAGGUUAACUUAUUUCAUCUGUUGGGCUAUGCACUUUUUUUUUGGAAAUGUAAAACUACUCGCUAGUUAUGUGGCUUUUUUGAAAUUUAUUUAAAAAAAAUACUUUUAGCAGUUUAAAUGAAAAAAAGUUAUUUUAUUAUACAAAAGUUCCCAUUUGUUUGGCUGCCUCUUCCUCAUAUUCAAGAUGGAUGCUUUUGUUGAAUUUGCAGUACUGUUUAAAGUUAUCAUUAGCUACAUUCCUUUCUAAGAAGUUUAAUGUUUAAACUCUUAUAAUGAACAAAAAAAAAAAAUCUUCAUAUGCAUGGCUAUUAUGUUAAACAACCUUGAAUUUGUAAGUACCAAGUAAAGAUAAUGUGAUGAUUGCCUACCUUGGUGGUAUAUUUUGCUGUGGAGUCUAAUGGUGUUUUUUGGAAACACCUAAACAAAGCAGACGUUACCAAAGUGCUGCAUUUUAGAAGCUAAAGGACAUAUCAGCAAAUACUCAGUUAAUGCCUAUUUACACUAAUAAGUUCUUACUGUGCAAUUUUUCUAACCUUUUUUUUCCUUUAUAUGAAAAAGCACAAUGGAAAAUCUGUAUACAGAUAUGACAAACUUCCGGUUUAAUUGCCAAACUAGGUGGAUACAUAUGCAUAGCUUUCUCACUCAGUCCUAUUCUAGGGAGGAUAAUAGUAGCUAGAGAAACUACUGCUUCUUAGUCUGGUGUGUUACCAGUCCUUCCAGUGUUCUAGACAGAUGACGACUAACUUGGCAUUCCAGAGGUUUGUGAAUAUAUUUCAAUGGAUGUUCAACAAACCUAAAGGGUUGCUAUAAGGGUAUAAUAUGAUCUAUAAUCUGGUCAUCUUUGGGUGGGGGGCAUGGCUGGCCAUCCAUGUUACAGUUAAUUAGCACGUUUUUAUAUAGGCUUGCUUGUCUUUUUACAAGUGACUGGAGACCCUUCCAAAUUGUCUAUCCAUGUGCAAUAUAUCACAAACCCCUUUUACACUCAAGGGCUUAGAAAGCAAACUCAAAAACAGCAUUGUUUUUAAUUGUUGCAAGAUGUGGCCUUGUGAAAAUGCUUUAAUUUCUAAGUAUUUUUGGUACCAACUGUGAUUAGUGAACACAUUAAACAGAAACAAAUGUGACUAACCUAGAGGUGCUUGUAAUAUAGAUGUGGUGCUGUAAGUAUUAUUGUUUGUACAGUUUUGUUGGAUAAAAAGAAAAUGUACAGAAAAAAAUGUAAAUUACAAAAAAUGUACAGAAAAAUGUAUAAAACCAAAAUGCAGAGAAAAAAAAAUGUAUUUUUUUUACAUGUAUGUAGUGUUUUUGUUAAAUGUCAUGUAGAUAUUAAUUUAUUCCAUUUGGAUUCUAUUGCAUAUCAGGCUGUUGGGUGCCUUUCUACAACAGUCUUAACCAAUUAAAUAUUUUAUUUGGAAA
Messenger RNA from Pelobates fuscus (common spadefoot toad), 2965 nucleotides. It is a transcript of the gene CCNG2, whose product is annotated as cyclin G2. Gene Ontology annotation, biological process: mitotic cell cycle phase transition; regulation of cyclin-dependent protein serine/threonine kinase activity. Lineage: Eukaryota; Metazoa; Chordata; Amphibia; Anura; Pelobatidae. Gene Ontology annotation, cellular component: cytoplasm; cyclin-dependent protein kinase holoenzyme complex; nucleus. The coding region runs from base 272 to 1318 and encodes 348 amino acids. The record is from RefSeq and is a predicted model, not a curated record. Gene Ontology annotation, molecular function: cyclin-dependent protein serine/threonine kinase regulator activity. The transcript is spliced from 8 exons.